Molecule: messenger RNA, 2554 nt
Organism: Drosophila serrata
Lineage: Eukaryota; Metazoa; Arthropoda; Insecta; Diptera; Drosophilidae
Gene: chm
Product: lysine acetyltransferase chameau
Biological process (GO): regulation of transcription by RNA polymerase II
Cellular component (GO): nucleus; chromatin; histone H3-K14 acetyltransferase complex
Molecular function (GO): zinc ion binding; histone H3 acetyltransferase activity; histone H4 acetyltransferase activity
Source: RefSeq, a predicted model, not a curated record
AUGGCCUUGGAGUCCGGCAGCAGCAGCUCCGAAUCGGGCAGCUCCACCAGCAGCGGCUCCACCAGUUGCUCCGACACGGGCAGCAGCUCGGACACAGAUUCCAGCAGUGCGACGCCGGAGGAAACCAAGCCAUCAUCCUCGAAAUCUCAGACACAGGCGCAGCAACAACAAGCGAAUUCCGGAAGUGCGCCGCGAAGAAAAGCCCCUCCUCCGGCAGCGGAAGAUAAACCCAAACCGAGUACCAGCCGAAAAGUUCCGAAUCCCCCCAGCAAUAGAUUAUCCAGCGAUGAUGACGACGAUGAGGAGGCACCGCCGGCCAAAAAGAACGCACGUACGCUGGGUAGCUCCACGGUGACGGCAACAGCUGCAGCAUCUACGGUCCGCAGGAAACCGCCAGCGGCUGUUAACAAAACCAGCAAUCCAGUAAGCAAACCGAGUAAUCCGCCACAGCGAUCGGGAACCGGAAAUGCCAACAACCGUUCCCGCGAAAACGGCGAGGGUAAGAGACCGUCGCUUUCCUCCUCCUCGAACAGCACGGAUGACUCCAUGAAAAUUGUAAAGAAUGGCCGCAAGAUUCCCGUGAAGAUGGCCAGCACGGUGAGGCCAAAACAGAUUCGGGGGAAACUGCCGCCGGCCAAGAAAAAUGGUGGAGGAGGUAAUGGACCAGCAAUUAGCAGUGACGGAAGCUCGGGAUCCGAGAGUGGGUCCAACUCUGGAGAUGAUUCCAGUUCGGUGAGUGAUUCGGAGGGCACCGAUUCCAGUAAUUCCUACAGCUCGCAGCCAGCAAAGGGAGGAGCAGCCAAGGGUAAAAGAGCAGGUGGAGCUGCUAAAAUACAAAACUCCGACAGCGAGGAGGAGCGUAAAGAUAAGGCCAAUCCAAUGAGGAAACUCACAAGAUCUCUCAGCAUGCGGAGAUCCAAGCAACAGCCAAAACAGGAAACUGAUUCCGAGUCCGAUGGCGACCUGGACGAUGACAAGGUGCCAAUCUCGAAGAGUCCCGCCAAAAAGCCUGUGGCAACACCCUCGAAUUUGAAUUCCGCUGCCAGCAAAAGCAAGGUGAAGAAGGAGUCUAUAGGGAUUAGCAGUGGAGUGCUUAGCUCCAUCAAGUCCCGACCCGUUUCACCCAUCACACAGACGGAAAAGAAGUGCCCCAUCGAGGGUUGUGACUCAUCAGGACACCUGAGUGGCAAUUUAGAUAGGCAUUUCCUGCCCGAAGCCUGUCCCAUCUAUCACAAUAUGUCCGCCUCAGAGUGCAAGGAGCGAGCUAAUGAGAGAAAGCUAAGGAAUGAGCAAAGGCUGAAAAUGCCCGUAAACAUAGUGACGGCGCCGGGGAAUCAGCAGCCCAAUCAUCUCAAGACACUGACGCCCGAGCAGCGCGAAUUUCUGGCCAAGAUUCGUGAAUCCAGGGCCAACUUUAGGCCGGCCAAUAAUAAUUUUCUGGACUCUAAGGUUAAGCUUGAAAAAGACUGCACGGAUGAGGACCGAGAACCGAAUCUGUCCGGUCUGGUGCCCGACUACGACCUGCAAUUGUUUAGGGAGGCUCAGGCCCAGGCCUCUGAAAGGAUAGAAGACGAGUUAAAGGAUUUGCCGGUGGGCAAGGGUAUCAAAUACAUCAGCAUGGGCAAGUACAAGAUGAAGGUGUGGUAUCAAUCCCCCUAUCCGGAUGAUGCCGCCCGCCUGCCAAAGAUGUAUAUCUGUGAGUUUUGCCUGCGCUACCAGAAAUCGGAGACGGGCAUCAAAAGGCAUGCGGAGAAGUGCGUCUGGCGUCAUCCGCCGGGGGAUGAGAUCUACCGGAAGGGUAAACUGCAGGUGUGGCAGGUGGAUGGGAAGCGGUAUAAGCAAUACUGCCAGCAUCUAUGCCUUCUGGCCAAGUUCUUUUUGGACCACAAGACACUCUACUACGACGUGGAGCCAUUUCUGUUUUACAUUAUGACAUUGGCCGAUGUGGAUGGAUGUCAUAUUGUUGGUUACUUUAGCAAGCAUAUUCCCUUUUUGCAAGAGAAGAAUUCGUUCUAUAAUGUUUCUUGUAUCUUAACAUUACCGCCAUAUCAGAGAAAAGGCUAUGGAAGAUUACUCAUCGAUUUCAGCUACUUGCUGACCCGCGUGGAGGGAAAAAUCGGUUCGCCAGAGAAACCAUUAUCCGAUCUCGGGCUGAUAUCGUAUCGUUCGUACUGGAAGGAUGUCCUCUUGGAUUAUUUGUGCAAUAGGUCGGGCAAUACGCUUUGCAUCAAGGAUGUGUCGCAGGAAAUGGCCAUCUAUUCGUAUGAUAUUGUAAGCACGCUGCAAGCUCUGGGCAUGAUGAAGUACUGGAAGGGCAAACACAUAGUUCUUAAAAAGCAGGAUGUCCUCGAUGAGUAUGAAGAGAGAGUGAAGAGGAGAGGAACCUUUCCCAAGAUCGAUGACUCUUGCUUGAGAUGGCAACCAUUUAUUCCCGUUCAGCCGAGUGCAUCUCCAUAACAACGUGGUUGGAAGCAUGCUAGAGCAUGCUUUGCGGACGCCGACGACGAUGACGAAUCCUUGGCCCCGAAUUCCUGAUUUUAGAGAUUUUAUUUUU